AUUCAAAUCCAAUCAAUAACAUAAACUCAAAAAGGAUGAAUCAUAUGUUUUACUUCUUUCUUGCCUUAGCCGCUGUUACGGCCGCGACCGCAGAUACGUACAAACCAGUUUUUGCAAUGGAUGGUUAUCCCAUGCUCGACGGCCUUAAUUACUACGUUCUCCCCCUCUUCAACGGCCCUAUAUCCGCAGGUGGUCUGACUCUCGCCCCCCGUGGUGACAACCAGUGUCCCCUCUAUAUCGGGCAGGUAUAUUCAAGUGAAUGGGGUAUUCCCGUAAAAUUCUCAAACUGGGGAUUUGAUGGGUUCGUUCCCCAAUCAGCGAACCUCAACAUCGAGCUGAUCGUCGAAGCUACAACCUGCGUUCAGUCAACCUAUUGGUGGGUUACUGACGUAGACAGUAAGACGUCGUUAAUAGCUGCUGGUCCUAAGCCAGAACAUGGAGAAGAUUCCUCCAAGAGUUUCUUCCAGAUCAAACUAGCUUCUGAAGAGUUUCCUCAGGCUUACAAGUUUGUGUUUUGUCCUAAUGAUAGUGAUUGCAUCGAUGUUGGGGUACUUCAGGACGAGUAUGGUCUUCGACGUUUGGCUCUAAGCUCUUCGCCAUACCCGUUUGUGUUCAAGGAAGCUAGAGAGUCAGCAACUUCGUCUUCCACAACUAUCUGAGAGAAAUUAAAGAUUACACAAUAUCAAGAUGAUAAGAGUUUUUUAACCUACGAGUAAUAAUAAAACUCUGUGUGUUCACCGUUUUCCUUUUUCUUCAAUCAUCAUAAUAAAAUAUCUUUCUUUUUUUUUCUUCUUUUAAUUCUCUAUCUAUUUAAG
Eruca vesicaria subsp. sativa (arugula) is the source of this 815-nucleotide messenger RNA. The record is from the annotation of a GenBank genome assembly. NCBI's taxonomy places the organism in Eukaryota, Viridiplantae, Streptophyta, Magnoliopsida, Brassicales, Brassicaceae.